Molecule: messenger RNA, 915 nt
Organism: Closterium sp. NIES-65
Lineage: Eukaryota; Viridiplantae; Streptophyta; Zygnematophyceae; Desmidiales; Closteriaceae
Source: the annotation of a GenBank genome assembly
AUGUUCUCUUUCAUAGGCAUCGCAGCAGCGGCGCCAGGCGCGGGCAAGGGGCUGUAUCUUGUGCACAUGACGUCCGCGCCUCCGGUCGUCGCAUACAAAGGAGGAAUCGCGGGACUCACGGCGACGGCGGUGGCGGAGGAAGACGAGCCUUCCCCGGCCGGACGUACCGGGGGAGCGCGGGGCUACAAUUUCGCCGCCAACUCCUUCUGCGCGCAACUCACCCCCACGGAAGCGCAGCAGCUGCGGGCGCGCCCGGACGUUGGGCGCGUGGCGCGCGGGCGCAAGGUGCGCGCGCUCACGACGUACUCCCCGCGCUUCCUCAAGCUGGGCGCGCCGAAGGGCGCGUGGGAGGCGAACGGGGGGAAGAUGAGCGCGGGGGAGGGCGUGGUGGUGGGGAUUCUCGACACAGGCAUUUGGCCCGAACACCCUUCCUUCGCAAAUCAGGGCUAUGGUCCCCCACCCAAGCACUGGAAGGGCGCGUGUACGGGGCUGAAGAGGUGUAACGGCAAGGUGGUGGGCGCGCGCUACUUCCUCUCCGCGUACGAGCGCGAGUACGGCAAGAUCGCGCCAGGGGAGUAUCGCUCUGCGCGCGAUGCUGGCGGCCACGGCACGUGGUGUGCAGGAGCGGCGGUGGGCAACAGCGGGGUGGUGCUGACAGAGCGGGACGGCACGCCCAUCGGGACGGCCAGUGGCAUGGCGCCACGUGGCAGGCUGGCGGUGUACAAGGCGCUGUGGUACAACGCGUCAGAGGGGUACGGCCACGACUGCGACAUCUUUGCAGCCGUUGAUCAGGCCGUCGCGGACGGUGUGGAUGUGCUCUCCAUGAGCAUCGGAUCGGGCGAGGAUACCUACUUUGGCGACCUGCCCCUCCUGCGCGCAGCAGAGGUAAGACUGCGACUUACUUUGAAAACCUGA